Molecule: messenger RNA, 1980 nt
Organism: Oryza brachyantha (malo sina)
Lineage: Eukaryota; Viridiplantae; Streptophyta; Magnoliopsida; Poales; Poaceae
Product: probable metal-nicotianamine transporter YSL12
Exons: 6
Coding region: 1-1980 (659 amino acids)
Cellular component (GO): membrane
Molecular function (GO): oligopeptide transmembrane transporter activity
Source: RefSeq, a predicted model, not a curated record
AUGGAGGCAACCGAGCUCCAGCUCCGGCGUCCCGAUGCCGUCGCCGCCACCUCCUACGACGACGACGACGACGGUGGCUUCGCGGCAGGGGACGAGGCGGCCGUGCCAUUGCCAGGUGGUUGGAGGGAUCAUCUGACCGCGCGCGCCCUCGCGGCGAGCCUCCUGCUGUCGGUGGCGUUCGGUUUGAUGGCCGUGAGGCUCACCAUGGCUGCCGCCGGUGUCGUCCCUUCGGUCAACCUCUCCGCGAGCCUCCUCGCGUUCCUCUCCCUCCGCCUCGCCGCCGGCAGGAACCCCCUGACGCCGCAGGAGACCGCCGUCGUCCAGGCCACCGUCGCGUCCGCCACCGCCGUCGCCGUCAAUGCCGGAUUCGGGAGUUACCUGCUGGCGAUGAUGGUUGACGGCACCAAGAACCCUCGCCUAGGAUGGAUGAUAUCCUUCCUGUUCCUCGUCAGCUUUGCUGGCCUCUUUGUCCUUGUGCCCUUCAGAAAAGUUAUGAUCGUCGACUACAAACUGACAUAUCCAACUGGCACAGCGACAGCUUAUCUCAUCAACGACCUGCAUACGCCAAAGAGUGACAAGAGUGCAAAGAAGCAGCUGAGCGCACUGCGAAAGUAUUUCACAAUUAGCUUCCUCUGGGGCUUUUUCAAGUGGUUCUACUCUGCAGGAGUCGGUUGUGGGUUUCAAAACUUCCCAGCUUUUGGUCUCCAAGCUUAUAAGAACAGGUUUUACUUUGAUUUCUCUCCUACCUUCAUCGGAGCAGGGAUGGUUUGUCCACGAAUCGUCAGCGUGUCUGCACUGCUUGGAGGAGUCAUCUCAUGGGGAGUGAUGUGGCCAUUAAUCCGUAAGAAGGAAGGAGUUUGGUAUCCUGCCUCUCUACCUGAAGCCAGCCUUCAUGGACUCCAUGCUUACCGGUUAUUCAUACCGAUAGCCUUGGUUGCUGGGGAUGGGCUUUGCAAUUUCUUCAAGGCUCUUCUUCUCGCCAUGUCCAAGACCAACAAGUCAUCUCGCGCCAUUCCUGUCUCGGAGAGAGCUGAACCAAGAUCGGCCGGCGACGACGAACGCCGCGCCGAGGUCUUCCUGAGGGAGCGAAUUCCCGGAACGCUUGCGUGCGCCGGCUACGUCGUCGUGGCCGCCGUGUCGGCCGGGCUGCUUCCGGUCAUCUUCCCGGAGCUCAGGUGGUACCACGCCGUGGCCGUGUACGCCGUCGCGCCUGUGCUGGCGUUCUGCGACGCGUACGCCACCGGCCUCACCGACUGGUCGCUUGCCUCCGCGUACGGCAAGGUCGCCGUGCUCGCCGUCGGGGCGUGGGCCGGCGGCGCGCUCGCGGGGCUUGCCGCCUGCGGCGUGGUGACGAGCAUCGUGGCGACGGCCUCCGACGUGAUGCAGGACUUGAGGACCGGGUACGUGACGUCGACGUCGCCGAGGUCGGUGUUCGUCGGCAAGGCGAUCGGCGCGGCGGUCGGCUGCGUCGUCGCGCCGUGCGUGUUCUGGCUGUUCCGCGGAAGCGCCGGCGCCGGCGCCGAGCACCCGGCGACGCCGUACGCCGCCGUGUACCACCAAAUGGCGGCGCUCGCCGGUGGGCACGGCCUCGGCAGCUCGCUCCCGAAGCACUGCCUCGCCCUCUCCCUAGCCUUCUUCGCCGCGGCGGUCGCCAUGAACCUGGCCCGCGACCUGCUGCCGUCAAGAACGGCGGCGGGGCUAGUCCCGAUCGCGACGGCGAUGGCGGUGCCGUUCUACGUGGGGCCCUACUUCGCCGUCGACAUGAUGCUUGGUAGCGCGGCGCUGUUCGCGUGGGAGACGGCGGACAAGGUCGAGGCGGAAGCGGGUGGGCCGGCGGUGGCGUCCGGAUUGAUAUGCGGCGACGGCAUCUGGAUGCUGCCGGAGUGCGUUCUCGCUAUGUCCGGGGUGAAGCCUCCGAUCUGCAUCAAGUUCCUGUCAAGAUCGGUGAACGCAAGAGUCGAUGCAUUCCUAAGGAUAUGA